AAUAGCUGUACUGAAAAAUUAGAGCGGUGUAAAUCAAAAUGGCAGCCCCCUUUGGACAUGUUGGAAGGGGAACUUGCCAACGUUGCAACAUAAACAUGAUAAAUAGCGCUUAUUUCGGCGGAUUUGCAUUCUAAUGGUGUCUGUAUUACUGUAUUAAUUUUACUGUAUUAUUGUGAUUUAAUGAAACUUCAAUUCGAGUGUAGUUAUGGCUUUCUUUCUGGAUUCGUUUGUCAUGUUUACAACCCAGAUUUUCUUCUUUCUUGGAGGCUGGAUUUUCUUCAUGCGUAAACUUUUCAAGAAUUAUGAGGUUCACCAUGUCAUUGUUCAACUGGUCUUCUCCGCAACCUUUGCUCUCUCCUGCACCUUAUUUGAGCUGAUCAUCUUUGAGAUCCUGGGUGUGCUCAACACAAACUCCCGUUUUUUCCACUGGAAGGUCGAUCUUUACGCUAUCCUUUUCAUUCUGAUAGUGAUCCUUCCCUUCUAUGUUGCCUGGUUCAUCUUCACCAACAUACGUAUUGUUCAGAAUCGUCACCUGACAUUUCCAUUGACAUUGGGGGCGUGGCUGGUCUUCGUCUAUUUCUUUUGGAAGUUAGGAGAUCCUUUCCCAAUACUCAGUCGUAAACAUGGCAUUUUUUCCAUGGAGCAGGUCAUCAGUCGUAUUGGGGUCAUUGGAGUGACAAUUAUCGCCGUUCUGUCAGGCUUUGGUGCGGUCAACUGUCCCUACACCUAUAUGGCUUACUUUGUUCGGGACGUGAGGGAUGCAGACAUCCAAGCUCAUGAUCGGAAGCUGAUGCAGGUGAUGGACAUGAUACUAACUAAGAAGAAGAGGAUACUUCUAAUUGAGAGAGACCAGCUACAGCAAGCAUCUUCUAACCGCAAGCAGGCAGGUAUCUGGGGAAUGCUGAAGAGUGUAGCCUCAUCGUCUGGAGGGGCCAAUCUGGGCCAGCUUCAACAGGAGGUUGCAGGAUAUGAAGAAUUGAGCCGACAGCUGUUCCUGGAGUUAGUUGACCUCAACAGCACGAAGGAGCGCAUUGAAUAUUCCAAAACUCUGCAAGGCAAGUACUUCAACAUCAUGGGCUACGUCUUCUCUAUGUACUGCCUCUGGAAGAUUGUCAUCUGCACCGUCAACAUCAUCUUUGAUCGAGUCGGGAAGACGGACCCUGUGACUAAAGGUGUUGAUAUCGCCGUCCACUGGUUGGGCAUUGAGUUUGAUGUUACAUUUUGGUCCCAGCACGUAUCCUUCAUUCUGGUUGGUAUCAUCAUUGUCACUUCAAUACGCGGUUUACUUAUUAAACUUACAAAGUUCUUUUACACGAUGUCAAGUAGCAAGUCUUCAAAUGUUAUCGUUCUCCUGCUGGCACAAACAAUGGGCAUGUACUUUGUUUCCUCGGUGCUCCUAAUGCGUAUGAACAUGCCACCUCAGUACCGCGUCAUCAUCACAGAGGUACUGGGUGAUCUUCAGUUCAACUUCUACCAUCGUUGGUUUGACGUCAUCUUCCUGAUCAGUGCGCUGUCCAGCAUUGCUUUCCACUACCUGGCCCACAAGCAGACACCAGAGAAGCAGAUGCAUACGUGAUAGCCAAGGCAAAGGAUGAAGCAUGUUUCAAGUUGUGUAGCAUUUCAAGCAUAUCUGAGGUGGUAGAAACCCACAGUGGCCGUUUUAUGGACCUUGAGAGUAAGCCACGCCUACAUCUACUGGCUAUGAUGGUAGCAACAGCCACAUCCAUUGGCAGUGGCUACAGCAGCUUGCCAAAGGCUUCCCUAUUGUUAAUUUGUCUUUUAUCCAGUCAUAUCCUUUCAUUUGGACAUGGCUUAACUGAACCUUUUAUACAAAUACAGAAUCAUUACCUUUAUUCACAUGAAACAAAAAUUACCAGUCAAAUUAAGUAACACACAAGUCAAAAGACCUUACCAAUAAUCAGGUCGAUUUUUUUACAAGUGACAAUAGCAGUGUUGUUAUAUUCAAAUGAAACUAGCUUUUAAAUGUGAAGCUGUACUGACUUUGCUCAUUCACUAUUUUCGCCGUGAGGAAGCGUUUACGCCAGCCAAGGAGCUGCCAUUUUGAAUUCAGUGCAUAUUUGUAGGACAUGCUAGAAAGAGAUGAAGCUCAUUCCAGAUGAUCUACUCUGAAUGCAGCAUGCAAGAACAAGUUUUGCCAAUAACAUACAUCACAUUUUUAAGUAUAAUUCUACAAUUAAGUACAAUUGCAUGCCGUGGAAAUGUUCCCCAGAAAAGCAUAACUCGUGUUAAUUGAUAGUGCGUUCAGUUCUUCCACUAUCAUUUGAGAAUAUAGACACAGAAAUGCAGAUAGUCUGUGCAAAAAAUGUAACAUAAUUAGGGUUUUUCAUAGGUGUGUGGGCAAACAUGAAUAUGCCUAGCAGGCUUCACUUUGUACGGUCAGUCAGCUCUCAAGUAACUUCGUGGUCCAAAGUAAAUGAAGGAAUUAAACACUUAUAACUGGUCAUGUGACCUCAACUAGUGUCAGGUCAAAAGCUCUUCCUGUCCAAGCACAUUGUGUGUCUCAGUGGGACUGCCCCACAUGGCUUAACAGCGGCCGUUUAUUCUGCAGUUAGUUGCCUAGUAUGCCAUGUUCCCAUUGGCCUUACACAUGUUGUACUUUGAUGCAUCUGGCUGGGUUAGAGUUGACUUUUCCACUAUGCAUGCUGUCUUUCACUUGUGUCUGGACUGUAUCUGAGAUACACCAAGGCAAGUAAUCCCAAUGGCAGCAGGACUGCCCGUAACAGGAAUGCGAAGUCCUAACUGCCAGUCUUGUCAUAAAUCCAACCUGUGAAGACACAUGAAGCAGAGGACGCUGUUAUGAAUCUCUCAUUUUUUUUUCCUGUGUUAAUCGCAUUAAACUUGAACACAAGUUCUAAGCUGUG
This is a messenger RNA of Acanthaster planci (crown-of-thorns starfish), 2882 nucleotides long. It is a transcript of the gene gpr89b, whose product is annotated as G protein-coupled receptor 89B. The record is from RefSeq and is a predicted model, not a curated record. Gene Ontology annotation, molecular function: voltage-gated monoatomic anion channel activity. Gene Ontology annotation, cellular component: Golgi cisterna membrane. Gene Ontology annotation, biological process: intracellular pH reduction. NCBI's taxonomy places the organism in Eukaryota, Metazoa, Echinodermata, Asteroidea, Valvatida, Acanthasteridae.